GCUCCUCGGAAGGGGAGGCUUGGGCCUUUUCGAUCGCAGGUCGGGGGUAUAUGAUGCGCUGGCAAGUCGGUAAAGAAGGGAUAGGCGGAGGGUCGCUAAGUUGGUUCAGGGGUCAGCGAGUGAGAUAUGGUUAGAUAGAUCCUGAGCUCUCUGGCGAUGAGAACGGUGUGAGAGAGAGAGGGAAGGAGAGGACGCGGCCUCGUAUUUAACAGAUCUAGCGACGGACAUGCAUGAGUAAAUAAUACACCGCCACAGAGACGUGGACUCGAGAAAAGAAAUGUUACACGUCGAAAACUGCCGACUUUCGGGGAUUCUUUUUUCUUUCUUUCUUUUUUCAUUUCUUCCGUGUCUCUCUCCAUACAGUAUGGCAAUCUCCUGACCCCCAGCGUCUCUCUCUCCCUCUUCACACAUGCCCAUAUUACACACGUCGAUACAUGCGCCCGUCGAUAGCCUAAGCGUCCGGCGAGUUGGGAGGGAGGCGAAGGGCGCUGAUUUGCAACCCGGCUUUGCGCUGGCGGCGGGCGAGGCUCGUAUUCUGCUCUCUCCGCCACAGGGCCAAGAAGUUCGGGCGCAUCCAGGAACGGAUCGAUCGGAUGCGUCCAAUGAGGCGGUGUCGCCUCCCCAAGAGAACGGUUCCCUCCCCCCCGAUCCGGCAAUCGAUCGGCGGCGAGCCUCCAGGGAGGGGGAUGGAGCGGACGCCGCCGCUAAAGCGAAUAAGGGGGAAAAGCGACGUCGAGGGGGAGAAACGCCAACACCUACCGGUACGCACACUUCAUCAAUCGCUACGGCUUGCUCUCUGCAAGGGCGCCCCCCCGCGUUGGACGUACAGGCCGUCACACGGGGGCCGACGCGAGUCAGCCGGGGGGCCCUAGGAGACCAGCCGCGCGCGCGACUGGGCCGGGCUAGACCUCGCUCGGCUCGAACGCCGCCCACCGCAUGUGGGCAUGCAUGUUGGCCACCGCGAGUGUACGGAGCCGUCGCACCGCGUCCCAACACUCGUCGGCCCACGGCGGCUCGCUCCCGCGGCAUGCGGGUUUCCUGGGCCUUCUGCUGCUUCCCGCGCGCCGAAUACGUGCCUUCGAGGGAUAAGAUGGAUACUAUGCGUGUAAUGUAGGUAUGCAUGCAGGUAUUAACAAGUAGAAUAUGCACAGGUCGCCGCCUCGCUUUUACUCUGCCAACCCCUUGUUGGUUGGCACUCAAGCUGAACCCAAACCAACCAACAAAACAAACAAACACAAAACGAGAAACCAUGCUCUAAGUCUCUGAUGCCGUACUCCUCCUCGGGCUCUCGAGCGGGCUCACCGUCACGGGGCUCACCGCGCCUCCACCGCCGCCCUCAGUCUCCUCGCUCUCUACUC
Molecule: messenger RNA, 1358 nt
Organism: Durotheca rogersii
Lineage: Eukaryota; Fungi; Ascomycota; Sordariomycetes; Xylariales; Xylariaceae
Exons: 2
Coding region: 410-1114 (234 amino acids)
Source: RefSeq, a predicted model, not a curated record